Messenger RNA from Sclerotinia borealis F-4128, 1074 nucleotides. NCBI's taxonomy places the organism in Eukaryota, Fungi, Ascomycota, Leotiomycetes, Helotiales, Sclerotiniaceae. The record is from the annotation of a GenBank genome assembly.
AUGAACAACAAAAUGAUAGCAUCAGAGCGAGCAAUAUGCAAAGUUCGGCUACCAGUCAACGAAAGGAGUUGCGAGGAGCCCGAUCUCAACCGUCAAUACAACUUGAACUUAAAAUGGGCAGAUUCAAUACAGAAGCUAUUCUUUACAGAUCAAGAAUCGCCGGAUCGUAAUAAUAUCCGCAAUUUUGAUAUUGUUCUAAACCUUGACGGGUCUGCAGAUAACUAUUUCCAGGACCAACAAGCCUCCUCAAGAUCAGCAAUGCUGUAUCUAACACGCUACCAACUUCCAGAAGCCAUUUCAGGCCGACUUAAUACCACCGAAGAAAGAAUCGCGCGAGCAGAACUUUUUGCAUUAGGCAGAAUUUUGUACGAAAUCACCUCGGGUCAUCAGCUUUUCCAUGAAAUAGAUGAAAGUGUAGACAAUGAGAGGGAAAUUCAGAGGCUCACUGCUAUAGGAAACUUUCCGGAAGAUCUUUGGAAUUUACCAACAACUCCAAGGAUUUUAGCAUGCUUGUGUCCAGGGUUUAAACAAGAGAUGUUGAGUUUUCGCAAGAAAGGUUCGUUGUUCAUAUUUAACCCUUUUAUUUACCUAUAUAGUAUUUCCCUCUUCUCUAUUUUAUCUCUUCAAGAACCUCUCUGUUCGCCUUAUACAGCAUACACUUGUCUAACCUGUCUGUCCGUUAUUCUUCAAAUAGGCAUUAGAAACUAUAUCAAAAAGCAUCCUUACCGAUUUGGUUUCCAAGUUUUAAGUGGGGUUGCUACAGUUGCAUCCGUUGCCGCAGUACCAGUCCUUGGUGCAGUAGGUUUUUCAGCUGCAGGCCCUGUCGCUGGUUCCACAGCAGCAGCCUGGCAAUCUAGUAUAGGCCUUAUCGAAGUAGGGAGUGUUUUUGCGUGGUGCCAAAGUGCCGCCAUGGGAGGCGCUGCUGUAGGUGGAAUUAUCGGCGCCGGUGUAGGUGGAGCAGGACUUUUAGCUGGUGCUACUAGCUUAGGUGCAUUAGAUGGGGCAGAUUUUAAUAGCUCUGAAUUAAAAGAGAGGUUUCGGGCAGCUUGGAAUCGAGAUAUGAAGGGAGAGUAG